ACAACUGAAGGACGGCAAUAGCCAGUGAUGCACUAGCCAAAGGUCUCAUAUAUUAUAUAUAUAUUGUUCUGUCAUUUGAAGAAAGCCACUUGUUGGAAUACCUGGCCCAAAGAGCAGACUGGGCACGCCUUACAGACAAACAUGGGGAAGAUGGGGAGACCUUUACUUCUCCUUUUUGCUUUUUUAGCUUCCUCUUACUGUAAUUCUAUCCCUGUGAUUAACAUGGCUUUGGAAGAAGUGAGUGAAGAUCUUGAAGUAGGCGAAUUUGCUUUUCAAAUCAAAGCAACUGAUCCAGAUGAUGACCCUUUAACAUAUGGCAUCACUGGGACAGACUCUAGUCAUUUUGAAGUGGACAAGGCGACCGGUGAAGUCAGAAUCAAGAGUAUGCUGGACAGAGAGGUGAAAGACCUCUUAAACAUAGAGGUUUGGGUGAAUGAUGGUGUUUAUUCGGAUGUGACAAAAACGGUUUAUAUUGCCAUUUUAGAUGCUAAUGAUAAUGCUCCAGUAUUUCAAAAUCUGCCCUACAAUGCAGAGGUUUCAGAGAACGCACCUGUGGGGACUAUGCUGUUCACAGCAAGCGCCACAGAUGCAGAUUUUGGCACAGCUUCUAUUGUGACCUUCAGAAUUGAAGAAGUGGUACCAAAUGAUGGAGCUAGCCUAUUUUCGAUCGAUGAAAAUUCUGGAGGUGUUACUCUGAUGGGAACUUUGAGCUUCACUGACAAAAGUCCUUUCUAUCAGAUACGAGUCAUUGCGUCUGAUGGUGGUGGGCCACUGAAUGGUGCCCAUGUGAUUCAGUCCUCAUCAGCAAUUGCAUUCAUUACGGUUAAGGAUAUGCCAGAUCUCGACCCACAGUUUCUGAAUUUACCUUAUUUUGCUGAUAUUGAAGAGAAUUCAGCUGUGGGUACGUCAGUCUUUACUGUGAGAGCCAGAGAUCCAGACACUGGAGUCAAUGACCAGAUCCACUUCAGCAUUGAAAGUACUAAUGCACCAGACCUGUUUCAAAUCAGUGACAUGACUGGUGACAUAACUAUCAAAACUGUACCUGACCGUGAAGAAUUACUGGAUAUAGAUGCUGUCGUAAUUUUGAAAAUAAAGGCAAGUGAAACUAAUCUUAAUGUGGAUGGAAUUAUUGCAAGCACAAUAGGAGAACUACAGAUUUCUAUUAGAGAUCUGAAUGACAAUGGUCCUGAAUUCUACGAGUGUGAUGGUGAACCUGAAACCUGCACACAGAAAAACAGCUUCACAGGCACAGUUGAAGAGCAAUCAUCUGCAGGACUGUCAGUAAAUGAACUGAAUAUUAAAGUCAAAGAUCCAGACGAGAGGCAAAACAGCAGAUUCAAUCUACGUCUUGAGGGACCUGAUAUGGAGGCCUUUGCUGUCAGUCCCAGCUCUGGGGUGGGAGAAAGUUUUGUACAAGUGAUAAUAAAAGAUCCACUUGCUGUUGAUUUUGAGAAAAAGACAGUAAUGUCUGUUCAGAUUAUUGCUGAAGAUGCCAGUGCAGACUUCAUCUCUGUGACCUCUGUCACCAUUAACAUCAUUGACGUGAAUGAUAAUGUUCCUGUGUUUGAGGAGGAUGUUUAUGAGUUUUCUGUUGAUGAACACUGUGAUGACGGAACAGUUGUGGGCACAGUUACUGCGACAGAUGAAGAUGCCUUGGAUGCAGGCAAACUCACUUACAAAUUGAUGCCCGAAAACAUCCUGGAGUUAUUCGAUGUUCAUCCGGAGACUGGAGUUAUCUUUGUAAAAAAUGGACAGCGUCUUGACAGAGAAGGCACCAAUUCCUAUUCACCCACCCUGCAGGCCAAAGAUUCAGCCGGCAAUAUUGGUACCACUGUUCUGCUGAUCACCAUUCUGGAUAUUAAUGAUCAGACACCAGAGAUGAACAGAGAUCUUUACGAAGCCUUUGUACAAGAGAACCAAUUGUUUGAUCUGAGAAUCCAGGCUAGAGACGGAGAUGACCCAAAUACAGUAAACAGUCAAAUCCAGUAUCGUAUCGAUGACGGCCCAUUCAGUGAUAACUUUACCAUAGACAAAGACACCGGUUGGCUUAAAAACAACGGUCUGCUGGACCGUGAGUCUAUUGACCCUGAACUAGACGGUAUGAUUCACUUGGUGGUGAUCGCUUCCGAUAUGGGCACACCAUCCCUGUCCUCCUCAGCCAGUGUGGCCAUCAACAUUGGGGAUGAAAAUGACAAUCCUCCACAGUACCUUGAUCCUGCUCCCUAUGAAUUUAAAGUAAAGGAAAGUGAAUAUGGCAUAUUGGUUGGCUCUUUGCGAGCACACGAUGCUGACCAAUCAGACUUUUAUAACCGUAUCUUCUUUAGCAUUACUGAUGGCAGUCUUGGAAGUUUCAUAAUAUUUUCUGAGGCCAUCAGUGAAGGAUACAGUGGAAAAAUCACAGUUGAUCCUUCAGUCGAGCUGGACUAUGAAAGUGACCGGAAGAUAUACAAUCUAAUGGUACAAGCCUCAGAUUUGGUUGGGGAAAAGGCGGAGACUACAGUGAGAGUAAUAGUGGUAGAUGUGAAUGACACUCCUCCUGAAUUCCCGUCCAACAUGAUCCUGGAUGUAAAAGAGAACAGCACCUUGUCAAUGCCUCUGGACACAAUCGAAGGAAACGAUGUGGACACUGAACACUUUCUAGAAUAUGAGCUUGUCUCUACUGAAUGCCAGUGCAGUGGCUCUAAAGGACCAUGUCCUGAAGAGUGGUUCAAAGUUGAGCCUAACGGUCAAGUGGUAACUAAUCCUGUCUAUGAUAUUGACUAUGAGAAAUGUGAUAAAGUGUUUUUAAAUGCAAAGGUGGUGGAUGUUUUAACUGAGAAGAGGAGUAACAGCACAGAAGGAGUCGUCACUAUUAAUAUUGUGGAUAUCAAUGACAAUGCCCCAGAGUUCGUUGUCUUGCAGGACUUCUAUGUUGUAGUCAUUGAGAAAGUUGAGGUGGGCACGUCUGUCGGCAGAGUUUAUGCCACAGACAGAGACACAGGAGAUAACAAAUUAACCAAAUUUGAAGUUACCAAGGUGGACUUUGUGGACAGUGAAGGGACUAAUCCAGAGAGCUUGUUCCUCUAUGCUGACUAUGCUGAUCAGGUAGAUGCUGAGGGAAGGUACAGUGCAUAUAUAAGGUCCCAGAAGGCAAUGGAUAAUAAUAAAAGAGGAAAGUUCAUAGUGCAAGUAAAGGCAUAUAACCUUGAUGGUCUCAAUUCCAUCUCUGUGGUUGAGCUUCUCACGGUUGACAGCUCCUACAGAGUCAGUCUCAGAUUUAGUGCAUCUGUGUCUGAGGUCAAUGAGAAUUUACCUCAAAUUAGAGGGAUUCUGGUAAGUGCUACAAAAGCAACGGUUGAAUUCUUCAAUGUGUUUAGUGAGAUUGUUACCCGAUCUGAAGAGACAACCAUCUUGGAGGCAUAUUUUGUGUUCCCAAACGGCACAGCUCUUAACUACGAUGCAGUGACCUCAAUCCUGAAUUCAGAAGAGGUCUAUAAGGAAUAUGGAUACCAGCUAACUCAGCUUGGAUUUACUGCCAUUUUAACCACUGUUAUCGAGUCUACAGAGGUGAAGACAGAGGUGUUCAUCAUGAUUGGUUUGAUGGCUGCACUGGCGAUUAUUCUUGUUGUAACAACCACCUCUCUUGUGUGCAUCAGAAGAAACUACAAGAGGAAACUAAAGGCAGCCAAAGCCAUGAAUUCAGCAGCCACCGUGGUCAUAGAGAAUCAGAAGACUGGCCCUGUUGUUCCUGGAACCAACAAAUACACCAAAGAAGGAGCAAACCCAGUGCUGAAUAUGAAUAUUGACACUGCCACAGACCUAGGCUUUGAUGAAGACGGCUCCAGUGCAGACAGAGAGAGCCUUAAUUCCCUGGACUACAACAUUGAUAUGACCAUGACAGAGAAAGACACUAUGCCAAUGAUGGUAAUUCAGGAGGAAGAGGAGGAGGAUGAACGGAGCGAAUCUCCAUACAUUGAGCCUCUGGGUGCUGCACUUGCCCAGCGAGAAAAGCGGAGAGGUGCCGACAGUACCGGUCUCACUUUUGCAAACCCUUCCAUAGACACCACUGAUCUCUAACAUUCAGCCUCUGACCUCCACCUAUUUGCCAUUUUUAUACGUGAUCCUGCCAAAAAGGAGAAAAGACUUGAUGAAUUUCACAAUACAUUCCAUUGGGACAAACUCUAACUUUAAAGUUAAACAACUUUAAAUCAUCAAUGCACUUUGAAAUGUAAGAGAAAAAAGUCUUGGUGCACUAAAAACAAGCAGUAUUUUGAAGUUAAAUUGUACUUACAUUAUUCUCCAUUAUUUUUCAUAUUUUGAACUUUUGAAUUCUCCAAUAUGUAAUACAUAUUCUUUGAAUGUAUUGUCAUACAGAAGAAAGGAACUCUGAACAAAAAAAAAAAAUGGAACUGUAGUAACAGAAACUAAAGUAAAACUGCUUGUGUAUUCUGCCAAAUAUUACCUGGCACUAGUCUGCUAAGUUUAAGUCUGAGUCAAAUCAAGUUGCUUGAAAAAAUAAAUAAAUAAAUAAAACAAAAAAGCAACUCACAUCUAUGUCAGAUGGUGACCAGGAUGUACAUAUAUAUAUAUAAAUAUAUAGUAAACUGUCUAUAUAUGGUGUGUUGUUAAAUGUUCUAAGUGCAAUCAUUCAAUAGCAUGUUCUGUGAAAUCAAAAAAAUAAAAAUAAAAUGUAUCAUAACUGAGUAUUAAACUGAGUCACAAAUCAA
This is a messenger RNA of Puntigrus tetrazona (Sumatra barb), 4706 nucleotides long. RefSeq names its product cadherin related family member 2 (gene cdhr2). The coding region runs from base 142 to 4056 and encodes 1304 amino acids. Gene Ontology annotation, biological process: homophilic cell-cell adhesion. Lineage: Eukaryota; Metazoa; Chordata; Actinopteri; Cypriniformes; Cyprinidae. Gene Ontology annotation, molecular function: calcium ion binding. The record is from RefSeq and is a predicted model, not a curated record. The transcript is spliced from 31 exons. Gene Ontology annotation, cellular component: plasma membrane.